Athene cunicularia (burrowing owl) is the source of this 1255-nucleotide messenger RNA. It is a transcript of the gene PIANP, whose product is annotated as PILR alpha associated neural protein. Gene Ontology annotation, cellular component: membrane. The transcript is spliced from 5 exons. Bases 256 to 1167 code for a protein of 303 amino acids. NCBI's taxonomy places the organism in Eukaryota, Metazoa, Chordata, Aves, Strigiformes, Strigidae. Gene Ontology annotation, biological process: regulation of immune response. The record is from RefSeq and is a predicted model, not a curated record.
UUCUGUGCGGUGUUGGGGUUAGGGCGACGAUGCACCUCUGUGCAGGAAAGCACGCAGGCAUGGGGGGGGACAUGGGAACUGGAGUAGGUGCACGUGUGGGUGCUGGGCCAGGAUCUCACCUGGUGGCUCACACUGCCUCCAGGUAGAGAGAGCGGUUGCUUCUGGGUGAGGGGACAAUGACACCUCUCCCUUUUGGUUCCCAGUGAAGAAGAUGAGACAGGAUCCUCGCUGAGCAAAGACGCUGUUGCAUCUGAGAUGGAGCCCAGUGCCUGGAUGCCUCCACUCCUCUCCUGCGUCCACUCCCUGCAGCUUUGGCAUCUCCUCCUCCUGGUUUCAGCCGUCCCUCCUCCUGGAGUCUGGUCUCUUCGCUCUCGGGGCCCAGCGGCCGCUCGGCCUCUUUGCACCCGUCGGAGCCCCUCAGCCCCGCGGCCCAUUUGCAUCUGGGACAGGACCUCGCUGCUGGAGAGGGAUUCUCGCUUCGCCCUGCCACGCCAGCGGGCCCUGGCACCUCGGGGGGCAGAGCUGCGGCAUGUCGUGCGGCUGAGGCGCCAGGCAGCGGGGGCCCGCCCUGCCACCCCCUCCGGGUUUGAGGACGGCAUGCCCUCCUCCCAGUACCCCUGGGCCAUCGUGUGGGGCCCCACGGUGUCAGAUGAGGAUGGAGGGGACACCAACUCGGCCAACCCAGGCUUCCCACCGCUGGGAUACACCUUUGUCUCACCACAUGGGAUGGCAACAGCACAGCCCAACUCCCACUCGCUCCUCCACAACGCAGGGCUCAACCUGCGCGAGACCCCAGCCACCCUGCGGCCCUUCUUGUUUGGGCCCCGGGGGGAAGGUGUGGACCCCCAGCUGUACGUCACCAUCACCAUCUCCAUCAUCAUUGUCCUGGUUGCCACCGGGAUCAUAUUCAAAUUCUGCUGGGACCGUAACCAGAAACGCCGACGUCACUCGGGGCAGCAGAGCAGUGGGAGGCAGCAGGAGAGCCAGCAGCCCCUCACGGACCUCUCCCCCACCACCGUCAGCAUCCUGGGGCCCUACGGUGACUCCCUGGCCCCCACGCCCGAGGUGGAGGAGUCCAGGCAGGGCCAGGAGGGUGUGGAGAAGCUGGGGGGCCACGGGAAGAGCACGGCCUUUCAGCUCAACCGAAUCCCACUGGUGAACCUGUGACGCUGACGGGAGAAGCAGAGCUGGCUCCCCCCCACCCUCCUGUUACAGCCGGCGAGUGCAGACUCCCGCCACCUCUGCUACCCCAGGA